Gekko japonicus is the source of this 1269-nucleotide messenger RNA. RefSeq names its product zinc finger protein 135-like. The transcript has 5 exons. NCBI's taxonomy places the organism in Eukaryota, Metazoa, Chordata, Lepidosauria, Squamata, Gekkonidae. The record is from RefSeq and is a predicted model, not a curated record. The coding region runs from base 1 to 1269 and encodes 422 amino acids. Gene Ontology annotation, biological process: regulation of DNA-templated transcription.
AUGAUUACAGGGCGCCAGGCCGGGAAGUCCAGCCCAGCGGGGUCGGGGCGUUGCUGUCGAUGGGAAGGGCAGGGACUAGGGAACCUUUUCCCAGCGAAGGGCUUUCGGACAGGCAACAGGCAGCCGGAUCCCGAGAAGGUUUACUCGCAGGUGGCCGUGUAUUUCACCGCGGCCGAGUGGGCCUUGCUGGCUCCUGGCCAAAGAGAUCUCUACAGGGACGUCAUGUUGGAGAACUACGGGAGCGUGGCCUCUCUGGCAGCAGACGUAGAGGAGACAGCUGGGGAAUUCCAGGGGUUCGCUUUGGAAAAAGUCAAGAAUGAAAAUGCCGAAGGACACUUCGGAGACGGGCCACAGAGGCAGGAGGAGGGCCACACAGCUGGGGAUGAUCAGAGGGAUGAGGAGGUUGAGGAGCUGUGUCAUCCAUUGCCAGAUACAGUCAAGAUUGAAGACCUGAGAGGAAAUGUCAUGAAUCGAGGCAGACCUAAGAGGCAGAAAAGAAGCCACGUGGUCAAGAGGAGGGUUAAACCCAUUCCUUGCCAAGGGGGAAAAUUCCAUGAAGUAAGUCACAUGGUGGAGGAAACACACACGUGCUUGGUGUGUGGAAUGAACUUCUCAGAUCAAACCCAACAUAAACUCCAUUUACGGAUGCACACUGGAAAGAAGACCCGUCAAGGCCUGGAGGGUGGAAAGGCCAUGAUUCGCAGAGCAGAGCUCCUAAGACGUCGAAGGACACACAAAGAAGAGAAAUCUUACAGCUGCUCAGACCGUGGCAAGAGGUUCCCCGAGAAAUCAGACGUUGUUGGACACAAAAAGAUUUGGUCUGAAGAGAAGCUGUUUAUUUCCUCAGAGUCUGGAAUGGCGUUCUGUAAAGGAGGAAAAGGAAAUAUACAUUUUCCAAAGCACAGUAUAAUGAAGGCACAUAAAUGCUUUUGGUGCAGAAAGUACUUCAGAUACAGAUCACAGCUCCUUGUGCACCAAAGAAUCCACAGAGGAGAGAAGCCUUUGGAAUGCUCAGAGUGUGGGAAGAGAUUCAGCCAGAGUGGCUGCCUUCAAAAGCAUCUAAGAACCCAUACAGGGGAGAAGCCUUUUGAAUUCUCUGAUUUUGGGCAGAGAUUGAGUCACAGUGACGCUCUUAUAAGGACCCAAGCAGGGGAGAAGUCUUUUGAAUGCUUAGAGUUUGGGAACAGAUUUAGUCACACUGGUAAUUUUGAGUUGCACCAAAGAACCCACACAGGACCCAAGCAGGGGAGAAGUCUUUUGAAUGCUUAG